AGCGUUGCGUUCUCACCAGAUGGCGGGAAGAUAGUAUGUGCAUCUGCAGACCUCAAUAUCCGAAUCGUGGAUGCAAGCUCCGGCGCGAUGAUAGGAGAUCCGAUGAGCUCAGAUCUAGAGCUCAUUCCCACUUCCAUCAUCGCGGUAUCUACCUCUGACAACACAGGCAUCAUCGCGAUAUCUCGCAACACCUUUUGGCUAUGGAACAGCGGAGAUAACAGCGCCAUUAGGCUGUUUUCUCUUAUACCCGCUGAAUCUGGCUUUCGCGAUUUGACAUUCACUCUCUCCGCAGACGGGGCAUACAUUUAUGUGGGAUGUUCGGACGGGAUGAUCCGACAAUAUGACGUCUCUACCGCAGAAAUAGUGAAGGAGAUAGAUUCCGGCUCGCCCUGGGGACUCCAGAGUAUUGCCGUAUCACGGGACGGAGCUCUCAUUGCAUCUGCUACUGUCGGAACUGGUGCUGCCAUUCAAGUGUGGAAUGCUCGAACCGGCAAACCCGUAUGUCAACCCUUUCGAGGACUAUCAAGCACCGUGCGCUGCCUCGCUUUCUCAUCUGAUGGAAGACGCAUUGCUUUUGGAUCUAAUGAUUGCACCGUGCGAAUAUGGGACAUACACCAAGGA
This is a messenger RNA of Punctularia strigosozonata HHB-11173 SS5, 621 nucleotides long. RefSeq names its product WD40 repeat-like protein. The transcript has a single exon. Gene Ontology annotation, molecular function: protein binding. NCBI's taxonomy places the organism in Eukaryota, Fungi, Basidiomycota, Agaricomycetes, Corticiales, Punctulariaceae. The record is from RefSeq and is a predicted model, not a curated record. The annotation marks the transcript as partial.